AUGAGCGCAACCUUGCACAACCUUAGCUACACUGCACCGAUCGGUGGGCCGUCGCGCGAACUCGCCAUGGUGCGGGAAAACGCGAAUCCAGCCGUAGCACUAGCCGACCUGGCCUCGGUGUUGGGUCUGGACCCGGUCGGAUCACCGACCGGCACGAUGGGUGGCAACGAAUCCGGUGGACAGCAGGAACUUGGCCAACCGGCCGCCGAUGGGUGCCCCAAACCAGACGAUCUGCUCUACCCGAGCCUGAUCGGCAUCGAUCUGGCCGUACCGCAAUGGGAAGCCAUCGGGACGGCGCUCGUCCUGACGCUCAUCAUCAUCAUCACCAUCGUGGGCAAUGUGCUCGUGAUUCUGAGCGUGUUCACGUACAAACCACUCCGAAUCGUGCAGAACUUCUUCAUCGUAUCGCUCGCGGUAGCCGAUCUAACCGUCGCGAUCCUCGUGCUGCCGCUAAACGUCGCCUACUCGCUGCUCGGCCGGUGGGAGUUUGGCAUACACGUGUGCAAAAUGUGGCUCACCUCGGACGUGCUGUGCUGUACCGCCUCGAUCCUGAACCUGUGCGCGAUCGCACUCGAUCGCUACUGGGCGAUCACGGAUCCGAUCAACUACGCGCAAAAGCGCACGCUCGAGCGCGUCCUAGCACUGAUCGCGGGCGUUUGGGUGCUGUCGCUGUUGAUCAGCUCACCGCCGCUGAUCGGCUGGAAUGACUGGCCGGAGGAGUUUUCGAGCGAGUUUCCGUGUCAAUUAACGAGCAACCAGGGCUACGUGAUCUACUCGUCGCUCGGUUCGUUCUUCAUCCCGCUCGCCAUCAUGACGAUCGUGUACAUCGAAAUUUACAUCGCAACCCGGCGGCGGUUACGCGAGCGUGCGCAAGCCUCAAAGAUCAACACGCUAGCGACGCGCAGUCUCGGUGUGGUGGCUGGCAAUGGUGAGAAGGAGCUAACGACUGUCGCGCACUCACCACCGGCCAAAUCGGGUGCGGAUACGGCACCCCACGAUGGUCACGGGCGUGCUCACGGGCAGCAACACGACCAGGAGUCGAUCAGCAGUGAAACGAACAACCACAACGAACAGACGGAUGCGAGCAGUGCGAAUCCGUUGGCCACGAAGAAGGAUCGCACCGGCAAGAAGGAUCGAGCGCGUCGGCUAGGCGCGUACUUUGGUCUCCGCGGUAGCAGCAGUGGUGGAGGCGCCCAGCAUGGGUUAGGGGCGCGUAAAAAGCGCCACCGGAAGUGCGCCACCGGUGACGACGAAGAUGAGUGUGACGGGUCGCGGUUGCAGCGGUUGGCGUUGCAUCAGCGCGAGGACGACUCGGUGACGGACAAUCCGGACAACUCGGGGUCGGGUGAGAGCGCGAAAGCCGGGCCGGGGGUGACUUCCGGUAACUGUGAUAUUACGGCGGGUGGUGAAACGCCACGAAAUGGAGCUGGCCACGCGCAGGUGGGGUUCCACGAGUCAACGACCGAGCUGGUGGCGGGUUCGGUGGUGGCCACCGGUGGUACCGGUGACCGUGCGCCACCCCGACCCGGUGGGCGGUUGAAGCAGUCGUUCCGCAAGCCGGGCGGCAUUAAUCAGUUUAUCGAGGAGAAGCAGAAGAUCUCGCUGUCGAAGGAACGCCGGGCGGCCCGGACGCUUGGCAUCAUUAUGGGUGUGUUUGUCGUGUGCUGGCUGCCGUUCUUCCUGAUGUACGUCAUCCUGCCGUUCUGCCCGACCUGCUGCCCGACGAACAAGUUAAUUAACUUCAUCACUUGGCUGGGCUACAUCAACUCCGCGCUCAACCCGAUUAUUUACACCAUAUUCAAUUUAGACUACCGCCGCGCAUUCAAGCGGCUGCUCGGCAUUAAACAGUGA
Messenger RNA from Anopheles nili, 1851 nucleotides. RefSeq names its product tyramine receptor 1 (gene Oct-TyrR). Gene Ontology annotation, biological process: adenylate cyclase-activating adrenergic receptor signaling pathway. Gene Ontology annotation, cellular component: membrane. The coding region runs from base 1 to 1851 and encodes 616 amino acids. NCBI's taxonomy places the organism in Eukaryota, Metazoa, Arthropoda, Insecta, Diptera, Culicidae. The record is from RefSeq and is a predicted model, not a curated record. Gene Ontology annotation, molecular function: octopamine receptor activity. The transcript has a single exon.